UUGCAUGCGGUUUAUUCCUAGUUUACACUUUUCCAUUCUAAUGUUCGUCUUGACGACACAACUGCUUCGCCAAAAGGUUUCCACACACCUAGUCACUCGAACCGUGCACGUAUUCCAAUCACUGCCACAUCAGCACCACGUGGCCCAAUCAGAAACGGCGUCACCUGUGCACGUAUUCCAAUCUCAUGAAACUGACAUAAUUAAACACAAUCAUUAUGACCAGCAUGAUCGAUUUACGAACUCUAGGUAAAAUGAUAUCGUUUUAGUCAAUUUGAUUGAUAAAAAAUGAAUUUAUUAUAUGUUUAUAGUGUAUUAUUGAAAUGAGACAUUUUCAUUAAAAAUUAGACCCUUAAUAGAUAAUAUCAAUUAAGUUUCCAAUAGGUUAAUACUUAAUAGAAAUUAGGUUUAGAAAUUGGCCUUUGAUUCUAUUUUUUAUUUAUAAAAAAACAUAAUGGAGUGAAAAAUCGUUAAAAACACUGAAGUGACACAAUAUGGAUUAUUCAUUAAAGCGGCGUAUAUCAUGGACACAUAAUUUAUACAUUAAUGAAUUUGGAAGUCCAAGUUACUAAAAUCUAGUUUAAACUAUUUAUCUUGAAAUUUUAAUUUUAUACAUAGUUUUGUCUCCAUUUAUUUUGACUCAAUUUCCCUUCUAAUGCCAACUUUCCUUUGAUGUUGAGCCUAAACCAUUUCUUUAGCCCACUAUUUAAGAUUGUUUUGGCAUUUAUAUGCAUGUUGAUCAUUGGACCCCUCUGGUGUUCACUAUUGCUUACAAAUGCAUAGAGUAUCUUUGGAAAUGAAGUUCAUAGAGCCUCCUAACUAAAAUGAGGAGAUUGUUGGCUUCUUAUAUCAUAUCAUACGUUGUCCAAUUACAACAAUUUCAUCAUUUUAUGAAUAUUAUAACAUUUUUUUCUAACUACAAUGAAGAGAUUUUAAUAUUCAUCCAUUGCUAUAAACAAAUGAAAACAUAAAUGUAUGUUACUUGAAAAAAAAAACAUUAUGGACUAUUUGGCCAAUCGGUCGGGGCACAAAACUAUUUUCUAAAUGCCAAUUCUAACAUGGCAUUUCGUCUUCCUUAAUUUUGAUUUUAGUGGUCAACGCUCAACGCUUAGACGGAUUAUAUGUAAUAUAAACUAGCGCUAGGGGUGACAGUUCGAUUUCCGGUUAGCGGCUAACCGGCCAUUUUGAUAAAAAACCGCCGGUUAGAGACUAACCAAAAACCGACAAGAACAGUGGACGGUCGGUGUUUGGAGAGGGAGAAAUUGAUUGCGGUUAGCCGAGUAACCGAAGGCGGUUAGCCGCGGUUACCCGACUAACCGUAGCUAACCGACCUCCACCCCCAAAACCCAAUUUUUCCACAACCAACUAGGCCACACCCAAAAAACCCUAAUCCCCACCCCACAUUAGACCUCCGCCGCCUCCAUCCAAAAUCGAAAAAACCUUUCAUCUUCACCAUUCCAAAAUCCCCAUCCCCUUUCCCCAAUCUGAUUCUAGAAAAACCCCAAUUCCCAAAAUAAAAAACCUUCCCUUCCUCCAUUCUCCAUGCGCCUCUCCUCUCCAAAUCUCCCAGCAACGCUCCUCUUCCGGGACCAGAUCGUCGGCCGUUGCUCGUCCUCCUCCGCCGGCGCGCUCAUCCCGCGUCGGCUUCCAUCAUCUCCGCCUUCAUUGCCUCCACUCUUCCACCAGCCACCACAAUCGUCGCCUCCGUAUCCGUCGUCCAUCUCCGAGCAGCCUCCGGCCUUGCUCUUCCCGCCGAGCGCCGCCACUGCCGCUCCUUCUCAUUCACAUAGGUAAAGAGAGGAGAGAAGAAGAAGAGGUUUGGUCCGUUUGGAAUUGGAGGGUAGCAGUCUAUAGGCAGAGAGAGGAGAGAAUAAGUUUUGUUUUUUUUUCUUUGUUCCUGCGGAAAAGAGAGAGGAGAGAAGAAGAUGAAGAUAAGGAAAGUGUGGCCUGCGAUUUUUUUCUUUUAAUUUUUUAAUCUUAUCUAACAAGAGAGUAGAGAAGUAACGUGGGUGGGGUGGGUAUUGGGUUUUUUUCUUCCCUUCCUUUAUUUUGUAUUUUUUAAUAAAUUCAGUUAUUGCGGUUAUAACCGAACCAAAACCAAAAACCGGUUGGUUGAUUGUCGGCUAACCGUGACUUCCCUCACGGUCGGUGGUCGGCAGACAUAUGGGAAGGUUCGGUUUAACCGAAAAUCGAAAACUGAAACCGACCGACUGCCACCCGAACUAGGGCCCUCUUAUUUAAUCACCAUUCCAUUCUCUUAUUAUCCAAAUAAUUUAUGUUCUUGUUGGAGCUUUUUUUAAUCUCAAAUAAUAGAAUAAUAUCACCACAGCAUCUUAAUAAUAAAAAAUGUUGUUUAACCCUGUUUGAAUGAGUUGAUGAUUUGUUUUGAGGGUUAGUGGUCGCUACAAUGAUUUUGAGCCCGAGGCAGUUCGAGUUGGCCAGCUGAAAAGGAAAGGGAUAAGAGAUAGAGACUAGAGAUGAUCAUGGGAGGGAAUGCUCAGAAGGUUUUUGGCUGCUUGGAUAUGGAGUAUAUCAUUCUCCGACUUCCUUGUUCCUAUCUUAUAUUUGGUGAAUGAGAUAAUAUUUCAUUAAUGCUCUGUACGGGCGCACGAGAUUAGACGACUUAACAUUUGUGUGAUGGAGAUGAGAUGCGGAAUCUACUAUGAAAUAUGAUAUAGGGAACUCGGAAGGGAAGUGGGGAAUGUGUCGCAGAGGAAUGAAGCUAAGCCGAGGAGGAUUGGAGUAAGGAGAAUGGAAAGCUAAUAAAGGAGUCGAGGAGAAUUGGCAUCUUAUAUUUAAUGUCUAAUUUAUGGACAAGCUAAUGGAAGAGCCAAGGAGGAUUAGAGGAAAACACAAAGGUGAAUGGGAAAUUAAGAAUCUAGAAUUAAAGAUGAAUCGAUAAGGGUUAAGAUUGGAUUUUGGUGAAAAGUUUCCUUCGCGUGUGUAAUUUUUUUUUAUAUUAAAGGGAGGCAAAGAUGCCAGAAUUACAGAUUCCUAAUGACUAGAAAAGGAACCAAAAACAAAAAGAACAUCCAUAGAGAAAAUCACACCAGAAUAGGGGAGCAAUAGAGCAGAACCAUCCAUUAAGGGCCUCCUUCACGAACAACUUGCCUGGGGAAGCUGAACCCAACUAGAUCCUCUCGGAAAAUUCGAUCCACUUCCAAAGGGGGAUCAACGAGUUCAUGCGUACCGAAGGGAUAGACGAGACUAUGCUUCGAGAGCCAGUCCGGGAAUCUAUUCCCUUCACGAUACGUAUGAACUAAUCGAACAACCCACUCUUUAGCCAACAGACGUCUAAUAGAUCCCAAGAUCGUUGCUUAGGGGUGAACUCUGCCAUUCCUCUUCUCAAUGAGUUGAAGUGCCAGCUUAGAGUCUGUUUUGAGAACAAGGAAUCGAGAUCCCUUUCUCCAAGCUAAUUCCAGCCCUUGUAAAAUUCUCCAGAGCUCUUCAAGGAGGGUUGUACCAGAGCCGAGUUUGCUGCAAAAGCCACCUAUCCAAUAUCCAUCAUGAUCACGAAGCACUCCUCCUGCUGUGACCAUCCCUGGAUUACUUUGAGUUGCGCCAUCCGUGUUUAAUUUAUGUCAUCCUGUCGGCGGUUUAUGCCACCCAAUAAGCUUCACCAUCGUUA
Linum trigynum is the source of this 3625-nucleotide messenger RNA. Lineage: Eukaryota; Viridiplantae; Streptophyta; Magnoliopsida; Malpighiales; Linaceae. The record is from the annotation of a GenBank genome assembly.